ACUACGAGCCCACAUCCACCCAAGAUGUCGGCGUCAUCCUCUCAGGCACUCGAGUACCUCGAGCAGCUGCCGUUGCAGACGCACAAGAAGCUGUAUGAGCAGCCUUCAACCGUGCUGGCGAUAUUUCGCUGUAUGCUACCACAUCUAGCGAAAUCUAUCGUCAUGGCUCUACUCUACAUACCACAGCCUUUGUCUUCCUUCGAUUUGGAUGCAUGGUUUCGGCCUUCCGCUUCAAGGCUUAAAAAGGACAGCUUAUACAUACUUGAGAAGCUCCACAUUGUCGAGGCCAAGCCUCGGGACACUUCGCGCUUCACAGACUACUCUCUGGCUCCCGGCUUCUCCAAAUCCCUCCGUCAAGCGCUUGAAGGCUCAGGCAGGCACGGCUCCUUCGGCGUUCCUGCUCCUCCGACCGAGAAGCGCAAGGUCACGAUACAAGAGCUUGAUGAUUAUGCACAGGGACAGUGGGAGAGCCUCUUGUUCUACAUGGUUGGAAGCACGGUGGGCUUCCAUGGAAGUGUGGGGGGUGACAUUGGAGAAGGCACGAAGAAAUUGCUGCAGGGCGGAGGCUUUGUCGCUAAAAACCACGGUAAGAUAGGUAUUACCAGGACGGGGUUCAUGUUUGUGUUGCAAGAUACCAAUGCCCAGGUCUGGAGCUUGCUGAUUGAGUAUCUGAAAUAUGUCGAUAACCUGGGGCUUGGUAUGUCCGAGACAGACGUGCUCUCAUUCCUGUUCAUGCUCGGAUCUCUCGAGCUUGGCCAGGACUACAGCACUUCCACACUAUCACCUACACAGACUCAAAUGCUUGACGACCUCACUGCCUUUGGAAUCGUCUACAUGUCGCACAAGGGCGCAAAAACGUUCUACCCUACACGCCUCGCCGUAACACUGACCUCGGACUCUGGCGCCCUCUCUACCACCAACCCCAACGAAGUCGUCGCACCAGGAACCGGUGCAACCAAAAAGGGCUUCAUCAUCGUCGAAACCAAUUACCGCCUCUAUGCCUACACCAACUCUCUCCUCCAAAUCGCUGUGCUCUCUCUCUUUACAAAACUUACCACUCGAUUUCCUAAUCUCGUCUCAGGAAAGCUGACCCGCGCCUCCAUCGCUCGCGCUGUGCAAACUGGCAUCUCGGCAUCACAAAUCAUAUCGUACCUAGAUGCACACGCUCACCCUCAGAUGCAGAAAGCCGUGCCCUUCAUUCCACCAACUGUCACGGACCAGAUUCGUCUCUGGGAGCUCGAAGGCGAGAGGGUUGAAACCACAAACGGCUACAUGCUCAAGGAAUUCCAGUCUGAGAAGGAUUACCGGGAGAUCGUUAAGUACGCUGAGGAUUUAGGCGUUUUGGUGUGGCGGGGCGAUGCGGAGAAGAAGUUGUUUGUGGACCGUAUCGAGCAGUUGCAGGACGUUCUUAAGAGGCAGGCUGCACGCAGGAGAUGA
Molecule: messenger RNA, 1437 nt
Organism: Periconia digitata
Lineage: Eukaryota; Fungi; Ascomycota; Dothideomycetes; Pleosporales; Periconiaceae
Source: the annotation of a GenBank genome assembly